GACUCACAAUGUUAAUCUAGACGAAGCAUGUCAAACAGGAAAUGACUAUGACUUCUCUGCGCUUCAGAAGCUUUAGUUGAAGAGCGUUUGUGGUUAUCAAGCAAUUUGAGAGUUUCAUUGUGUGUGAACGCCAUGGCCCAGGCAAAAGAUCCAAACCUUGGGCAGUCAGCCGGCACUAACUCUGCCCUGCAAAGACUGGACACGUUAGCCAGUCGAUUUUUUUACAAAUAUCGAAAAGGGAACCAGGAGAGAGCUCUUGAGAAUGAGGGGCCACAUGUGUCAGAGUAUUCCGUCCACUGGGAUGCAACAAUGAAAGAGUUCUUAGCAAAAGCCAAAGAGGAUUUCUUAAGAAAAUGGGAGUAUCAGCCACAGAGCACAUCACAUCUAGAUGAUUUUGACAGACUGAAAACUCUUGGCACUGGCUCUUUUGGAAGAGUGAUGCUGGUCAAACACAGACCAACAGGACAAUACUAUGCUAUGAAGAUCCUGGACAAACAAAAAGUGGUGAAGUUGAAACAGGUUGAGCACACAUUAAACGAGAAGAGAAUAUUACAAGCAGUGUCCUUUCCUUUUCUUGUGAAACUGGAGUACGCGUUUAAGGAUAAUUCAAAUUUAUACAUGGUCAUGGAAUACAUCCAAGGUGGAGAGAUGUUCUCACAUCUGAGACGGAUCGGAAGAUUCAGUGAGCAGAAUGCGCGGUUCUAUGCAGCUCAAAUUGUUCUGACUUUUGAGUAUCUUCAUUCUCUUGAGCUCAUCUACAGAGACCUGAAACCUGAAAACCUGCUCAUUGAUCAACGGGGAUACAUCCAGGUGACAGACUUUGGAUUUGCCAAAAGAGUCAAAGGCAGAACUUGGACAUUAUGUGGUACACCAGAGUACCUGGCACCAGAGAUCAUCCUCAGUAAGGGUUAUAAUAAAGCUGUGGACUGGUGGGCUCUUGGGGUUCUGAUCUAUGAGAUGGCUGCUGGAUAUCCACCUUUCUUCGCUGAUCAGCCUAUUCAGAUCUAUGAAAAAAUAGUGUCUGGCAAGGUACGAUUCCCCUCUCAUUUCAGCUCAGACCUAAAGGAUCUUCUGCGCAAUCUGCUGCAGGUGGACCUCACAAAGCGCUUUGGCAACCUAAAAAAUGGCGUCAGUGACAUCAAAAACCACAGAUGGUUUGCUACAACAGACUGGAUUGCAAUCUAUGAGAAGAAGGUUGACGCCCCCAUCAUACCAAAGUGCAGAGGGCCUGGAGACACAAGUAACUUUGAUGACUAUGACGAGGAAGGCAUCCGGGUAUCUGUCACAGAGAAAUGUCCAAAAGAGUUCUUGGAGUUUUAGGGCCCCUGUAAAGCUGUGUAUGGGAGUUUAUAUGGUUCUUUUGUUUUGUUUCACCCCCUUGAAAGCAGAAUGUAAGAACAUAAUUUAUUGUAAAUACUUCCAAUUUCCAUAAUUCAAUGAGACUUGGGAGAUUUGGAGAUUCAUAGGUGCCUUUAGCACAACGAUGAAUACAGAAAUGUAUAGCAGUUUAAUAUUAGGCAUUAAAAUUGAUAACCUGACCACAUGCUUAUUCUUUUUGUCUGUUUGGAACCAUUUUACAUAGACGUUUAUGAUUAUUUUUCUUUUAUUGAUUUAAUUAUUAAUUAAAAUCUAUUUUAUUUAAUAAAUUAUGUUGGCACAUUUUUUUAAAUACUCAGGCUUCAAUUCUGUUGCACAUUAAAGCAAAGUAUCUAGCAGUGAAUAAGCUUGAUUCCCCAUCACAUGCAAGGGAAUGUGCAGGAUACCCGUGUAAUGUAUUUGCAUGCUGAGGGAGGAAAGAUUCAAAGAAUAUGUUCACUAGUUUAGCUUGUUUAUGUUUAUUUCCCCUAACGGAUGGUCAUUAAAAUGUGUACUAGCGUACAAGUCUUCACAGAACUCCCUAUAUUCAAAUGUGACAUUUCAUCUGAAGUCAAAUGCUUCUUGAACUGCACUGAAAUCAUGAAGACCAUCUAGUUAUUUUUGUUUUCAUGGACCAAGUGUACUGUAAAAAAAUUUUGUGAGGUAACAAAAAAUUUGCUUCAUAUGGUAACAUCUAAAUUAAAAGGUUUUAUUCAAUAAAAAAAAAAAUGAAUGAAUGUACACGAACAAUUAGGUUACAUGUAAUUUUUGGUUGAAUCAAGCAGAAAUAGAUCCUUAAACUAACAAUUAAGGUUACCACUUUUUACAUUUAUUUUUAAGGGAAAUUUAGUAUCUGCUGUAAUAUAUUUUUUGAAACAAAUUAUAUUGAUACUGAA
Messenger RNA from Xyrauchen texanus (razorback sucker), 2252 nucleotides. RefSeq names its product cAMP-dependent protein kinase catalytic subunit alpha-like. The transcript is spliced from 10 exons. Gene Ontology annotation, biological process: peptidyl-serine phosphorylation. The coding region runs from base 133 to 1320 and encodes 395 amino acids. Gene Ontology annotation, cellular component: nucleus; cAMP-dependent protein kinase complex. Gene Ontology annotation, molecular function: ATP binding; cAMP-dependent protein kinase activity. The record is from RefSeq and is a predicted model, not a curated record. NCBI's taxonomy places the organism in Eukaryota, Metazoa, Chordata, Actinopteri, Cypriniformes, Catostomidae.